Suillus clintonianus is the source of this 1591-nucleotide messenger RNA. Its product is annotated as alpha beta-hydrolase. The record is from RefSeq and is a predicted model, not a curated record. The transcript has 14 exons. NCBI's taxonomy places the organism in Eukaryota, Fungi, Basidiomycota, Agaricomycetes, Boletales, Suillaceae. The coding region runs from base 23 to 1591 and encodes 522 amino acids.
CUUACGCUUUCUUCUGCACAAGAUGAACCGACUCGCGUCAGCUACGUUUUUGGCCUUCCUCGUACUGUCCGUUUCAGUCUAUUGCAAGACUCAGACGCAGCAGGUCUUACAACAUCUUGCACCGAUCGUGAAGUUGGAUGAUGGGAUAUUCACCGGCAUAUUAUUUGACGACACGGCACAAUUUUUGGGCAUUCCAUUCGCUCAACCCCCCAUCGGGAGCCUUCGCUUCCAGGUCCCUCAACCGUUGCCCCCUUAUGAAGGUGAACACCCUGCAGAUGCCUAUGGUCCAGCCUGCCCCCAGCAGGGGUCAUCGACCAAGAGAGGGAUGAUUACUGCGUCAAGUGAAGAUUGUCUUACACUCAAUGUCUUUACGCCUGCUAUUACGUUCCCUGGGUCGAAACUGCCUGUGGUCGUGUACAUAUUCGGGGGUGGUUUCGAAACAGGCACCAGUCGAUCAGAGUUCGGCAAUAUCACGGUUAGUAGAUCCUUGCAUAUGCAUGAGCCAGUUAUCUAUGUCAGCAUGAACUAUCGGUUGAGCGCUUGGGGAUUUCUAGCGAGUGAAGAAGUUAAGCAGGCUGGCACUGGAAACCUAGGCCUCCGAGAUCAGCGACUUGCACUUCAUUGGGUGCAGAAGUAUAUCGGCGCAUUCGGAGGCGAUCCAGCAAAGGUAACCAUAUGGGGUGAAAGUGCUGGAGCAAUAUCCGUCGCUCUCCAGAUGCUUGCUUAUGAUGGUAAUAACGAAGGUCUCUUUCGUGCUGCAUUUAUGCAGUCAGGAUCCCCGACACCAAUGGGCGACAUCACCCACGGCCAACGUUAUUACGAUUUUAUUGUUGACGAAACAGGGUGCAAAGGGUCGAGCGAUACGUUGGAAUGCUUGCGAGGGGUACCCGGAGAUGUUUUACAAGCUGCUGUGGACAAAACACCGUCCUCCUCAUCUUACCAGUCACUCGUUUUGGCUUGGAUGCCUAGGGCAGAUGGAACGUUUUUGUCAGACAACUUCCAACGCCUCAUCCAGAAGGGAAAAAUUGCCAACGUGCCAUUUAUCACAGGUAACUGCGAUGACGAGGGAACGACCUUCUCCUUCAGCACUGCCAACAUCACGACAGGCGAACAGUUUCAUAAGUAUUUGAAAACAUAUUGGGCGCCAAAUGCAACGGAUGAGGAGAUCGAUGGCAUCUUACACGUGUAUCCCGAAGACCCGACCACUGGGUCUCCGUUUGGAACGGGGACGCUCAACCAGUUAACUCCGCAAUUCAAACGCAUAGCUGCUUUUCAAGGAGAUUCAGUAUUUCAAGCUCCGAGGCGGUUCCUUUUAUAUGAACGAUCGGGGAGACAGAAGAUUUGGACCUAUCUCAGCAAAGGUCUAAAGGCAGUCCCAUUGUUAGGCUCGUUUCACGGCUCAGACUUCAUUGAUGAGAUGCGGGGCGGUCAAGGGAGCUUGUUGGAUCACUUGAUUAGAUUUGCAACCAACCUCGAUCCUAACGGAGAUCUCAGCGGUAUCUUCUGGCCACAAUACACUGUAGAGUCAAAGGACAUGCUGAUGAUUGGCGAAUGGCCUUGGUCCCCACCUACCAUUAUCCAGGACGUAUAG